AUGACGUCAAAACACUUCCUGGGGAAACGGAAUCACACGUGUAGUGUGUACUACUCUGUUAUUAACUGUGUUUUGAUGCAGCUCAUUGUUGUUACGCGACAUUAGCGAGAUGCUCAGUUUAUACAUAUUCUUAUGAAAUCGGAUCUUUAACUAGAUGCGAAUACCACAUUUAGAGCAUCUCUUCCGUACCAAUGUAGACCUUCUUUAGCUAAGCUACACAAUGGCCCGGGUGCCUGGUUCUCUAACUCGGUCUCGGACUCGAUCUGAUGCCAUGGCUGAAGUCGUAUCAGCGGAGUCGUACCCCGCUGUCCUCGAGUCAUCCCCUCCAGGCUAUGUGGAGAAAAUAUCGCGGUAUUUUGAGUCAUCGGUGGGACAUAGCAAACAGGAUAAAGUACCGGUAUGUAACGGACCGGCAGAGGCAGAAAGUGACUCGGGAGACAGCCUGUUCUUAACUCAGAAGUCCGUCCCCGAGGCUGUGAGAUCAAGACGACAACGCCGCCACAGCUUGAGGUCGACGCCCAUAUCUCCCAGGGAUCUAGAAGAGCCGUCCAGAAGCGAAGACAGUCCAUCGUCCUCCUCCCAUGAAGAAUCCAAAACGGACAAAGGGAGGAGGAGAAAGAAAUACACACUGCCAAAAUACCAUUUCCCUUUCCUCGCAAAGUGUAAGCACAGAAGCACGCUGUUACCUGUCCAGAACGCAAGCCUUCACCAUUAUGUGAUGGGAGGCUUCUUUAACUGUGUCAGAGACCUGUGGCAGGGCUAUCAAAGACCACAUCUGGAACCAUCUUUACCAACCGUUGACGUGGAUGGGCAGGACCUGUCUCCAUUAUCAGAGGAAGACGAGGAGAGGCCAGAAGAUGAAGACAUAAAAGUGGUGGAGAGGAAACAUUUUGUGGCGCCAUCAAAAGCAAAGAGCAAACAAACCUGGUGCAAGCCGGUGAAACAGCAGAGGAGGGGGGAGGCUGGUACAGAGACCCCUGAUCGCGGAGGGUCUUCAAGCCGAGUUCGGGGCCAGAGGGAGAGGAAUGAUGAACACAGAAACUUUACUCUACGUAGUAAAACGCCGAAGAGACGCCUCACCCGAGAAAACCAAGCAAGUGAUAAAGAGCCGGGCAACUACAACGAUGCAGUUUGUGAGCCGCGAAAGCCUCAGAGAAAGCACUCCACUCCAAAAACCACUGUAACAGAGCCUCAAACUGAUGUUUCCCACGUAGAAGAUCUGUUCCAGGCAGGACAGGCCGGGGACAGACCUGAAAGGCCAAGUCUCCCCCACAGUCUCUCAGAUCUCUUAAUUGACCCUAAUAAUGACAGCAUACGCGAUGAAGCCCAGGUAAAAAAGAGGAAAAAGAAGAAAAGGGGACAUCAUGGAAGUGGAGACGGAGGACAGAGCCAGAGUCAGGAAGAGCCGGGGGGUCUGCAUGCUGGAACAUCUGUAAACAUGGAUGUAGAAGAGACCCCCGGCCCGUCUGGGGAUAACAGGGCAGAGACUCCUGCAACGCAGGCUAGUGAUCAGGUGGAGUAUAAUGAAAGAAAUGGGACGGAGAACAUGUCCCGUGAUGAUAAAAUACUGAGCCAGGAGGAGAGGGACAUGCUCGAUUCAAAACACAAGAGGAAGAAGAGAAAAAAGAAUAAAUCUUCAUCAGAUGUUAGGCAGGACGUUGAUGGAAGCUUUGAGUCUGAUGUGAGAGCGGAGGAGUCAGUAUUUACAGUGAGCUGUAACAUGAAGGAUGGUAGCAAGGAGAAGAAGAAGAAGAAGAGGAAAAGUGGUGAGGAUGUUGAGCAUUUCCAGUCUGGCGCAGUUGCCGAACCCCUAAAUGACGAUGCUGAGAAACCAAAGAGGAGGAAGAAAAAAAGGAAAAAAGAAGAGGAGCUUGUAAUUCCAGAGCAAUGUGAGGAGGAGGAGGAGGAGGAGGAGGCAUCGAAUAGGACUUUAAACACGCCGCCAGUGUCAACAGACCAAUUAGAGGAGUCAGGGAAUUGUUUGGAAAGUGCUGCAGCUUCUCAAGAAACAUCCGAGUCCAGUUCUGUCAAAAGGAAGAAGCAAAAAAAGAAGCGACAGUCAUCCUCUAAUGCUGCUGCUCGAGAUGAAGAAGAGGGUGUAGAUGUGAGCUUAUGUAUGGAUGAUUCUGUAACUUCAGCUAAAGGUUCAGGGACGUCUCUGGAAAAAAAGAAGACCAUCUUUGAGGGGUUUGAUGUCUCUUACACUCCUGAAGAAAAUCCAAAAACUGUAACUAACACCCAGAAACCAAAGGAGGGUCUCGGAGAUCAAAAUGCUGAAAUGGUGACUAAGGAAAAGAAGAAGAAGAAGAAGAAAAUGAGCAGGAAGAUCUCAGAAGACACAGUGGCGCAAAGCGAUGAUUGUGUGUCUGUGCAGGAAAAGGACAGGAAGAGGGCCUCGGCCUUCCUCGUUGCUGAUGCAGAGGAAAACGAUGCCCGGGCCCAUGGGGAACACAACGCAGAAAAACCCCUCGUCAGCGCUGGUGACUUGGAGCAACUUCAUGAUGGGGUCACAAAAAAGAAGAGGAAGAGGAAGAUGUCUGAGGAGCACAACGUGGAUUGUGAGGAUCCAAACAGAACAUGUCAGGGUGCUUUGCUUGAACUCAUUGACACAGGGUUGAAAAGGAGAAAGAAACCACGGAUGGGAAAUGAAAGUAGGUCAGUAACCCCCGCGGAAAGAUUGGAAAGCACAGCUGACGUGGACGAAGGGGCUGUGGUGUCAAAAAAGAAGAAGAAGAAGAAGAAGAAAAAGCGUGAAGACGAGCCAUGCCACUUGAUCCAAGAGGGUCCUCCAACUGCCACUGAAGAUGCUGAACCAGUUAGAUCUACACUGAGGACCUGUCCCUCAGUUUCACCCAAGAAAAAAGGCAAACAUGGUCGCGGUGCUGAGGAAACUCCGGAUCUGGUUGGACGUGCUUCAGCAUCUCCAGAGACACUUGGAAAUCAGGCAUUAAAUGAUAGGACCGACGAGAAGAAGAAGAAGAAGAAGAAAAUGAAAUCCACUGAUAGUGUUGUGCUUGAGGGGAGAUCGCUGACCAAGUCUGCUGAGUCAGAGCCCCGAGAAAACAAAAAGAAGGAAAGAAAUGAGCAAUCACCUGUCCCCAUCAUAUCUGAGACUUCUCCCUCAACAUUGCAAGUGUCUUUAGACAGUAUCAUGAAAACCAAGCAGAGAAAGGUCAAGCGGAGACUGCUUAAUCCCAGCGAGGACUUCCUUACAGACUGCUAGUAUGAAGUAUGAAUUGUAGAUAGAUACAUAACUGACUAAAACGACGCCCUCUAUGUUUUUUUAGAUGGAUUGAGUGAAAAAUUGACAAUUAAGUUUUUAAUGUUUUGUAUCAAAGCAUUUUACUGACGAAGUUCUCAACCUUUUUGGUGUUGAGAUGAAAAAAUAACGACACGCCAUUAUGAUUACUUUAAUAUUUGGAGGACCAUAUCACAAGGUUAUAAAUUAAAACUACAUUAAAUGUGUGUCAUCAA
Etheostoma spectabile (orangethroat darter) is the source of this 3474-nucleotide messenger RNA. It is a transcript of the gene pho, whose product is annotated as phoenix. NCBI's taxonomy places the organism in Eukaryota, Metazoa, Chordata, Actinopteri, Perciformes, Percidae. The transcript has 6 exons. The record is from RefSeq and is a predicted model, not a curated record. The coding region runs from base 221 to 3223 and encodes 1000 amino acids.